AUGGACAGUGCCAAGCAAAAGUCUGGCUCGAGCCGCAAAUCUUCUAGCCAAAGCGGAAAACGGCCCAGACACAGUUCGAGCGGACCGGUGUCGUCUUCAAGCUCCAACCAGCAACAGCAAGUGCCACGCACUUUAGUCCAGCAUCUAGAGUCAAAUCGUUAUUCUCAUUCUACCAAGCACCAGCCACAACUUUCGAAGAACUACGAUACAUCAGAUAGUCGAUCGAGCGUGGUUUCGUGGAAUAGUACAACGGGAAGUGCGAAUGAUGGAUACAGCGGUCGUAACGAUGACUACAGGUUAUCCGAUGUGCAGUACAGUCGCCAAGUGCGCCAAGACCAUGCCAGAAAUCUUCCAGGCCCCGCCCUGCCUUCACAUCAACGAGCUACCCCGAAGAAACAAAUACGUGACUACGAUAAUAAGUUUGGAGGAUAUCAACCCACCACAGUGGCUCCAAAGCAGUAUUCUUACCCUCGAGAUCUCGAGAUCGACUCCUAA
Molecule: messenger RNA, 495 nt
Organism: Colletotrichum navitas
Lineage: Eukaryota; Fungi; Ascomycota; Sordariomycetes; Glomerellales; Glomerellaceae
Exons: 2
Coding region: 1-495 (164 amino acids)
Source: RefSeq, a predicted model, not a curated record